GGUCUUUGCAACGUCCUGUUCAUAUGCCUAGCUUGUCAACGGAUUUAUUUAUCUGAUCUGAAGAACGCGUGUGUUUGUAAAAUGUUAAACUUGGAUAUUGGAUAUUAGGCAGAAACUAGAGCUAAUAUACAACGACACAAACAAGUGAAUGUCAUCAAGAAUAAGAAGGAACUGAAUAUCACCACAAACAGUAGAUAGAUCAACGCGAUGGCAGGGCGUUCUUCAAGAAAAAAGAUAAAAGACUCAGAGAUCCCGUCGAAGACAGCUAAGUCGAUGUUAAAAGAUACAAGACAUGUCGACAGGAUGGAGGAUGAGGAACAUGCACCGACACACAGGAGCGACGGUCAGACGUUGUAUGGCAACCCCCAACAGGCCAAUACUCUGCGUUCAAUUAACACGAAUACUAAGCAGCGAUCUGGAACACUUAAAGAGAGUCCGUCCACGACGGAAAACACGAUGUUAAAAAAUGCAAGACAGUUCGACAAGAUGGAGGAUGAGGAACAUGCAGCGAAUUACAGGAGCGACGAUAGGUUUUAUGGCAACUCCAAAAGGGCUAAUAAUAUGAGUUCAAUCAACAAAAAGACUAAGCAGCAUUCUGGAAGACUCGAAGCGAGGUAUGGCUUGAUGGAAUCAGAUUUGAUUGCUAAGGAAUUAGCUUCACUUGAAAACAAGAAGCCUGAUAAGAACAAUACUUGUGGGGAAAAGGAGGAAGUUGAUGUGAAUGCAGCCAAUUCAGAAGAAAAAUAUCCUGAGGUGGAGGAAGCCACAAAGAUAGAAAAAAAAGAUAUUUUUGUUCAUACGAUAAAUACAGAAACCCAGUUUGAAGAUCAUGUUGAUUCCACCCAUAACUGGGACCCGGAAGCCAUUGAUAUGGUAGCAACGGAGAAAGAGGACAAACAUGAUAUUGACGUAAAUGCACCAAAGAAAGACAAAACACAGAAGAUUAAUUUAGAUGCAGCACAAACACAUGACAAACCAGGAAUUGGUGUGCAUGCACAGCAGAAAGAUGAAAGGCAUGUUAUUGGCAUGGAGCGAGACAGCAUGGAGCAAGACAAGAAGGACCCGAAGAGCAUUACUUUGCAUUUAACACAGAAAAAGGACAAACAUGACAUAGAGAUGAAUGCUGCGAAGAAAGAUGACACACAUACGAUUGAUUGCGAUGGACCCAAGGACAAUGAUGAACAUGAUAUUGAUAAGCAUGGAUAUAAUCAAAAUGUUGAUUUGAUUGGCGUGGAUGCAGUCAUCACAUAUGUUAAACCGGAGGUGGAUGUGCAUUCUGACAAGACAGAGGAUAAACAUUAUAUUGAUGGGACUGAAGACAAGAAAAAUGAAACAAAGGAUAUUGGUAUUUAUGAAUACAAGCAACAGGAAAUACAGGGGAUUGAUUCAGAUGCAGUGAAGAAAGAGGAAACACAUGAGAUUAGUGUGCAUGUAGACGAGCGGGAGGAAAAAACGGAAAUAAGUGUAGAUGUCGACAAGAAAGAUGAAAAACAGAAAAUUGGUGAGGAUGAAGACUAUAAAGUACAAAAACGCGAGAUUGAUGUGACUACAGUCGUCAAGACAGAGCAUAAAAAUGAUAUCUGUGAGAUUCCAGGUGAUAAAGAUAUUGAACAUGGGAUCGGCGGGAAGGUAGACCAGAAAGAUAAAACACAUGGCAUUGAUAGUAGUGCUGACGAGAAGAAGAAAGAACAGGAGAUGGGUUUGGGCGCAGACGACGAAGAUGAAGAAAAAGUUACUGGUGUUCAUGCAAUACAUAAAGGGCAACCACAAGACAUUGAUGUGGAUGCAUGUAAUUAUGAUGAAACAGUUGAAAAUUUAGUCGAGAAAGAUGAAAUUCCGGAAAAUGGUUUAGGUGCAGGCCAAAAGGAGCAAACACAGGUGAUAAGUUUUGAAGCAGACAUGAAAAUAGAAACAAAUGACAUGGAUAUCGUUUCUGACACGAAAAAGCAAAAACAGGCUUUUAAACCACAUGUGAUAGAUGUGGAUAAAAAUAUUAAUGAGGAACAACAUAACGAUGAUGCAGACGGAAAAGAGGAAAAUAAAUGUGCAGAUACAGGCAAUCCAGAAGAAAAACAGGGGAUUGGUUUUGACAAAAACAAGAAAAACGAAGGAUAUUGCCUUGAUGUGGCUAGAGGAAAUAACGAUGACACAUAUGGGAUUGUUGUAGAUGCCGACAAAACAGAGAGAAACCUGAAUACAACCAAAGCAGAAGGUAAACAUCACAUUGAUGUAAAGGAAGAAAAUAAAGAUGAAAACCGGCAAAUUGGUGUGAUUGUAGAGAUGCAAUAUGAACAACAUCAGUUUGGGGUGGAUGCUGUCAAAAAUGAAGAAAAAUCGGAGGUUAUUUGUUAUGCAGUCGAGACAAAUGAGAUACAUGCGAUUGUUGUUGUCGAUGGAGAUAAGCAACAUGAAAAUCAGGCAAUUGAUUCAAAUACAGUAACGAAAGAGUAUAAACAUAAGAUUGAUUUAAAUACAGUAAUGACAAGUGAAGAACAGAAGAUAAUUGUGGGUGCAGACAAGAACGAUGAAAAACAUGAAUUAAGUUUCAAUACAGACAAGAAGGAGAAACAGCAGGAUAUUGAAGUGGUUGAAGCCAAAAAAGACGAAGAACUAAAAAUGUGUAUGGAUGCAGACAAAAAAGAUGCUGAACAGAUGAUUUGUGUUGGGGCAGUUAAGAGUGAUGAAACGCAGGAGAUAAUUUUGCGCGCGGAAAACAAAGACGGAACACACUUAAUUAGUGUCAAAGAAGACAAUAGAAAACAAGAACAUUACAUUGAUAUGAAUGCAAUUAAGAAAAACAAAAAACAGGCAAUUGGUGUUGCUUUAGAUAAUAAAGAGCAAAAACAGGAAAUUGGUGUUAACGAAGACAUAACAGAAGAUAAACAUGACAAUUUUGUUGAUGCAGAAAUGCAAGAUGAAACAUAUGACAUUAAUAUAAAGGCAGACGAGAGAAAUAAAAAACAGGUGAUUGGGAUUGAUGAAAAUAUUAAAGAAGACAAACAUGCCAUGCAUUUGGUUGCAGACAAAAUAGAUGAAAAUAAUGACGUGUAUUUGAUUGAAGACAAAACAGAGGAUAAACUGGAGAUUGGUGUAGAUGAAGACAAGUACGACGCAAAACAGGAGAUUCGUGUUUAUGAAGACAAUAAAGAGGAAAAAAAUAACAUUGAUCCGCAUGCAGACCAUAAUGAGGAAAAACUUGAGAUUGUUGUAGAUGCAAACAAGAAAGAGAAAAUACAUGAUACAUGUACGCAUGCAGUAAAGCUAGUGGAACAACACAAUAUUUGCGUUUAUGCAGCAACGAUAGAUGGAAAAACGAGUGUUGCUUUUGAAGUGAAUACAGACGGUCAAGAAUAUAUAAAUAAGAAUGUGGGCACGAAUGGAGAAAAAGAGAUUAUUGGUGCAAAUUCAAAGGCAAAUGAAAAAACCAAAAACCAGGCGGUUGGGGGAUACUCAGAACUGAUGGAGGAAACAACGGGGAUUAGUGUAGAUGCAUAUAAAAAAGAUGAAACACUGGAAGUGUUUGUGGAUGAAAACAAAAAGAGUGAAACAAAAUUAAUUUAUGUGAAUGCAGAUAAUAAAGAUGCAACACGGGAGAUUGGUCUUGAUGCAGACAUGAACAAAGAAAAACAAGACAUUCAUAUGGUUGCUGACAAGGAAGAUAAAAAACAUGAAAUUGAUGUGGUUGCAGACGAGAAAGAUCAUCAACAUGAAAUUGUUGUUGAUAAACACAAAACAGAACGAAAUAAUGUCAUUGAUAUGGGCGCAGACAAGAUAGAUAAAAAACAAGAAAUUGGUGCUAAUAUACACACGAAGAAUGAGCUACAGGUGAUUGGUGUUUUUGCAGAUGAAACAGAGAAUAAACAUAACAUUAAUAUAAAUGCAGACAAAAAGGUGGUAAUAAAGAAGAUUUGCGUGGAUGCAGACAAAAAAGAAGACAAUGAAGAGCUAUGUUUGGAUGUAGGAAAACAAGAAAAAAAGCAGGUUUGUAUAAAUGCAGACAUGAAAUUGGAAAAACAUGAUCUUGAAAACGAUACAGACAUGAAUGAUAAAAAACAGAAGAUAGAUUUGGGCAUUGACAAGAAAAACGAAGAACAUGAUAUUGUUGUUUAUUCAGACAAACAAGAUGAAAGACAUAAUUUGAAAGAUGAAAGACAAGAGAUUUGCGUCGAUGCAAACAAGAAAGAUGAAAAACAGAAUAUUUGUGAAUAUGCAGUCAAGAAAGAUAAAAACGAGACUUUUGGAGUCAGAGGAGGCAACGAGAUCGCAUAUAUUGAUGAAGAAAAAGUUGUUGGCAAGCUUGAAAUGGACGUGGAUGAAGCCAUGAAAGAGGACCAGCAUGGCAGUUAUGUCGAUUCGGUGAAGAAAGAAGACAUGUCAGUCGUUUCUUUGGGUGUAAAGAAUAUAUGCGGUAUGGGGGAAAUUCUUGUGGGUGCUAUCGAGAAAGAAAACAACACCUUUAUUGGAGUGAAUGCAGUCAGCAAAGGCGACAUUAAUGACGACAUUUAUUUAGGUGCAUCGAGUGCAGAGGAAAGUGAUGAAAUGUAUGUAGAUGCAGUCGAUGUAGAUGACAAAGAAGGCAGUGAUGUUGAAUUUAAUAAUGCUGAUGACAAAGGUGUUAUGAAUGGGGUAUCAACCAAUAUAGAGAAAAUGGAUGACAUUUAUGAGGUUUCAAGCAUAUCAAAAAUACAAGUUGCCACUAAUGCAGAUGCGGCCAAUAAAAUUAAUAAGCGAGAGACAGAUCGAAACAAAGACGUCAGUCUAAAAAUAAAUGAGGAAUUUGACGAUUCAUCUAACAUCACCAACCUAUUUGCAAAUACGGGCGAAGUGAUUCCACAGGAGAACAUGCCUUCCAAAACUGUACACAGGUGUACGGAUCUUACCGCUCUUAUAAAUAGCACGAGAUCUAAAAUGAAGUUCUUGAAAAAUAUCCAAAAAGAGUGUUUUGCUCUUCGGGAGGCCUAUACCAAGGUGAUGGAGAUUGUGAACGUGGAAGGGGCAACGGAUUCUUGCAUCAACACAUUAACUGAGCUCAACGUCUUGAUAUCAGAGUUCUUGGAUGACAAAGAGCUCCGUAAGAAGUUUGAUCAGGGUGUAACCAAGAUGCAAAAUUUGAGAGAGGAACUGGAUACAUACCUUGUCAAACCUAGCAAGGGUGAUAUGGAGGGCAAUUUGAAGGAACGCAAAGAUGAUGUUCGCUUUUUACGUCAAUCGGCGAGGUGCAGACGACGCUCGGUUGAGACAGUCCUCAAGAGUUCACUUUCAAAAGACAAGGGUCCACCCGCUUCUGAUUUCCAGAACAAAAAGAACCCAAUCAAACAUGCUGGGCACUUCGAUGAAGACGUACUAGCGAAAAACGACAGUUUAGAAGCCGCUGCAUUAAAUGAAGAAAAGACGUUGAUUCACAUUCCGAACAAGAAAAGCGAUCUGGACCCCGCUUGUACGGUUCUGGCAUUGACAGGACUUAAUAACCUAGGCAACAGUUGCUAUAUGAACAGCACCAUUCAGUGUCUGAACAAUACGUUGCCGUUGGUAAAUUACUUCCUAACUUACCACUAUCAGCAUUUCAACAGCAACAACCUCAAUGGACAACUUGUUGAUGCAUUUGCUAACCUGGUCAAGGAUCUGUGGUCAAGCAAAUAUAAAUGUAGGAGUCCCGGAAAUUUUAAGGAGGCAAUAGAUCGAUGUCAGUCGAAAUUUGCGGGCUCUAGACAGGAGGAUUGCCAGGAGUUUCUUACAUGUCUCAUGGAAGGACUGCAUGAGGGGCUCAAUGAGGGGAAGGACAAACCACGUAUCCAGGAGCAGAGCAAUGAGGGACACACCGAAGAAAGUUCUGCGAAGAUUCCCUGGCGGGAUCACACAUUGCAUAACGACUCCAUCCUAGUGGACCUCUUUCAAGGUCAGAUCAAGAAGACCAUUACGUGUCGGACAUGUAACGAACAGAUCGUGGAUUUCGAGACAUUCAUGUAUCUGUUUCUUCCAAUACCCAAUACAACUGAGUGUACACUCCAUGAAUGCCUGAAGCAUUUUUUUGCCGAGAGAAGGGUAACAGGAAAUUGUUUGAUGACUGUCAAAAACUGCGGGGAACAAAGUGACACUGUCAUAAAACUAGAGAUCUGGAAACUGCCUCCAAUACUUAUUAUAGCUCUGAAAAGGUUCAAAAUCGAAAGAAAUUGGUGGAGAAAGAUCGACGCGCCCGUAGAUAUUCCGACGAACAAUGUGGAUUUCUCCCGGUUUGUUAUUGAUCCACAUCCGAAGUCUUUUAAUCUGUAUGCAGUAUCGAAUCAUUCUGGGACCCUGGCUAGUGGUCAUUACACUGCUUGCUGUAGAAACCCGUUUAAUCCAAAAUGGUACACGUUUAAUGACUCUAUAGUCCAAGAGGCAUCUGAACCCAUUGGCAAGUCAUUCCAGUCAUCUGCUGCAUACGUCCUUUACUACACGUCUAUGGAUAAGCAGAGCUGGACACCCAGCUUCAUCUCAGAAGCAAAAAGUACGACGAAAAAAUGAAAUGUGCAGAUGUGUGUACUUACUAUCUAUACCUAACAACUAUCUUCGGAAAUACUAAUUAACAGCAAAGUUUUAAAAUUAUCAAAGAUAUGUUUGUCAAACGUGUGACUCUCUGAAAUUUUAAGAUUUUAAAAGCCUCGAUUACCGACGAUCAUAUUGAAGAUUUUCAAAUGUAUGUUGAAACCUGUGAAGAUAAUAUAGAUUUUUUAAAAUAUUUAUUUAGUGUGGAAUAUAUACAACGUUGAGCGAGGCUUAGACAACUUAAACAAGUUUUGGUGGUUUAAAUCACUAAGACAAAUGAUGAAAAUAGCUUAAGAUGGGAUGAUUGUAAAGAGUGUGAUACUUUGUGAGUUUCGUUUUAUGUUUUUUUUUUAAUGUUUGCAUUUAAGGUAUGGGUUUGUUUUGUUUUUUUUAUAACAUUUUAUUUCUGAAAACAUACAUUUUACAGUCAUACAAACUAUCAUAGAGGUUUGACAAUUUAAGCUCUAACAAAUGUAACUGAAAGGAAUAUAGUUUCAUAGUAGUAUGUGGUGGAGAGAAGAAAGAGAAGGAGGUAGGCGGUCUAGAUUCUAUUAAAAAUCUAUUAAGAGUAUUGUACUAAGAAGAGAUUGGCGUGUUCAUACGGCUGUAUUAUCUAAGAAUGUGCUCCAUCGUUGAUUAAACAUUUCAUGUGUGUGUUUUAUGUGUGAUAUUGUUUCCUCUAUUUUUAGCCUAUGGGUUAAGUAGCUCAUAUAUUGUUGGAAAAUAGGUGCGAUGCUUUCGCAUUUCCAUUUAAAGAUAAAGUAUUUGGCUAAAAGAAUGAUGAAAUUAAGUGCAUUAUUUUUUUGUACUUGUGUGAACUUAAGAUUACAAUGGGAAAUUAUUUCAAAGGUAAGGUGAGUGUUAUGUUCCAAAGCAUUUAUUUUGUACCAUGAGUGUUACUUGCGACCAGAAAUGUUGAACUUUAUUGCAUUCCCAAAACAUGUGUUUUGUAGAAUCGGUAUUUGCCGAACAAAAAUCGCACAUGCUCGACUCUACGAGUUUACAUUUAAACAGAUAGGAAUUAUUUGGUAUAAUGUGUGUGAUGUAUUUGUACUGGAAAGUUCUGAGUUUAGUAUCUGCAGUAAGUAAUGGGGCUUGACAAAAGAGUUGUGUCUUGUCAAUUGUAUUUGUAUUAAGUAGUUCUUUCCACUUUGCUUCACAUUAAAUUUGUGUAGGUUUAUUUGCGAUAUGAAAUCGUUUGUACACUAUUUUGCAUAUUUUAGUCUUAACUGUUAUAUUAUCAACAAAGUAUUCCGGGGUUGUAAAUGAUAUAUUGCCGAGUGAAAGAGAUUGUUUCCAUUCUACUGGGAUGCUCUUUACGAGUGAGUAAAAGUUUAAUACAUUAUGUGUGUUAAUAUCAUAUAAUUCUUGGAGUUUUUCAAAUGAAUAAAAUCUUUUAUUUUGAAAA
Messenger RNA from Dreissena polymorpha, 7933 nucleotides. Its product is annotated as titin homolog. The transcript is spliced from 25 exons. The record is from RefSeq and is a predicted model, not a curated record. Gene Ontology annotation, molecular function: cysteine-type deubiquitinase activity. NCBI's taxonomy places the organism in Eukaryota, Metazoa, Mollusca, Bivalvia, Myida, Dreissenidae. Gene Ontology annotation, biological process: protein deubiquitination. Bases 208 to 6504 code for a protein of 2098 amino acids.